AUGGCUCGUUCUAUGAUAGAGCAUCGCAAUGUUCCUAAGAAAUAUUGGGCUGAAGCAGUUUACACUGCAGUCUAUCUCCUGAAUCGGUCACCUACACAUGUCGUUAAGAAGAUGACUCCUGAAGAAGCCUGGUCAGGACGCAAGCCUAAAGUGGGCCAUUUGAAAGUCUUCGGUUCUACCGCUCAUGCGUAUAUGAUCUCAGACAAUACUGGUUAUUCCCACGCAAAGUCUGGUCAGAUUCCACAGGUUGAGGUCAAUUUUACACUGAGCAAUGAUUGUCUCCCUUAUCCACCCAAUACUUCUGCUUUGCUGUGCCCAGAGACAAUAGCAAAGGAAAGGUCAAUCCUGCUGCUACAGGAAUCUGCCACCCAGUUUAGUGCUCCUCCUCCUCUUAUAAACUCCGAUGUUGUGCUGCUCCUGUGUAAUUCGUCGACUCAAGUAAGGGUCAAACCACUUUAUGCAACAAUUGCUAACUAUGCAAUGAUUGAACAGGAAAGGCUUGAUGAUAAUGCUGGCAGGGGCUACGUCCCACAAGGGAUGAGAAACUCAGGGUUGAGUCUGUGCUCUCUUGCAUUCAUUCAAUGCAGGAAUAACUGA
Cryptomeria japonica (Japanese cedar) is the source of this 597-nucleotide messenger RNA. RefSeq lists its product as uncharacterized. The record is from RefSeq and is a predicted model, not a curated record. Gene Ontology annotation, molecular function: nucleic acid binding. The transcript is spliced from 3 exons. Lineage: Eukaryota; Viridiplantae; Streptophyta; Pinopsida; Cupressales; Cupressaceae. Bases 1 to 597 code for a protein of 198 amino acids.